Messenger RNA from Python bivittatus (Burmese python), 7109 nucleotides. RefSeq names its product SCY1 like pseudokinase 2 (gene SCYL2). Lineage: Eukaryota; Metazoa; Chordata; Lepidosauria; Squamata; Pythonidae. The record is from RefSeq and is a predicted model, not a curated record. Gene Ontology annotation, molecular function: protein kinase activity; ATP binding. Gene Ontology annotation, biological process: protein phosphorylation.
CUCACAGUGACAACAACGGAGGCGGGCGGCGGAAGGAGUCGGACAGGUCAGGUUUGGCGGCUGAGGUGGUCGCCAUGGCGUAGCCGAGCGGGGUCUACACUUGGUCAACCACGCCCCACUGUGGGGCUGUACCGUUUCUUCAGGAAGAGGCAGACAUACUAGAGGACUGUCAUAACAAUGGAGUUGAUGCUAAAUAAAUUGAAGAGCACUGUUACAAAAGUGACUGCAGAUGUCACAAGUGCAGUCAUGGGAAAUCCAGUUACCAGGGAAUUUGAUGUUGGUCGGCACAUUGCUAGCGGUGGCAACAAGCUUGCUUGGAAAAUUUUUAAUGGCUUUAAAAAGUCAACAAAACAGGAAGUGGCAGUCUUUGUGUUUGAUAAAAAACUUAUGGAUAAAUAUCAGAAAUUUGAGAAGGAUCAAAUUAUUGAUUGCUUAAAACGAGGAGUUCAGCAGCUGACAAGACUUCGACAUCCUCGGCUGCUAACUGUGCAGCAUCCACUAGAAGAAUCCCGAGACUGUUUAGCAUUUUGUACAGAACCAGUUAGUGCAAGCUUGGCUAAUAUACUUGGUAACUGGGACAAUCUUCCUUCACCCUUACCAUCUGACAUCAAAGAAUAUAACUUGUAUGAUGUGGAAAUGAAAUAUGGCUUACUUCAGGUUUCAGAAGGCUUGUCAUUUCUACACAGCAGUGUGAAAAUGGUCCAUGGCAACCUUACUCCUGAAAACAUAAUUCUGAAUAAAAGUGGUGCAUGGAAAAUUAUGGGAUUUGACUUCUGCAUUCAGUCUAUAAAUCCAUCUGAACAAGAGCCAAAAUUCUCUUCUAAAGAAUGGGACCCAAACUUACCAUCUUUGUGUCUUCCAAAUCCUCAGUAUUUGGCACCAGAAUACAUCCUUUCAGUAAGCUGUGAAACAGCUAGUGACAUGUAUUCUCUAGGGGCAAUUAUGUAUGCUGUAUUUAAUAAUGGAAAGCCCAUUUUUGAGGUCAACAAGCAAGAUAUAUAUAAAAGCUUCAGCAGACAGCUGGAUCAGCUUAGUCGGUUGGGUUCCAGUAAUCUUCAGAACAUCCCAGAAGAUGUCCGUGAACAUGUAAAACUGUUGUUAAAUGUCACUCCUGCAGUCAGACCAGAUGCAGACCAAAUGACUAAAAUACCAUUCUUUGAUGAUGUUGGGGCCAUGACAUUACAGUACUUUGAUUCUUUAUUCCAAAGGGAUAAUCUUCAAAAAUCACAGUUUUUUAAAGGGCUGCCAAAAGUUUUACCAAAACUGCCUAAGCGUGUUAUAGUGCAAAGAAUUUUGCCUUGCUUAACGUCUGAAUUUGUAAAUCCAGACAUGGUACCUUUUGUUCUGCCUAAUGUUCUGCUCAUUGCGGAGGAAUGUACCAAAGAAGAAUACAUAAAACUAAUUCUACCUGACCUCAGCCCUGUCUUUAAACAACAGGAACCAAUCCAGAUUCUCUUGAUAUUUCUUCAAAAAAUGGACCUACUACUAACCAAAACACCUCCAGAUGAAAUAAAGAACAGUGUUCUGCCAAUGGUUUAUAGAGCCUUAGAAGCACCAUCGAUUCAAAUACAGGAACUCUGCUUAAAUAUUAUUCCCACGUUUGCCAACCUUAUAGAUUAUCCAUCAAUGAAAAAUUCGUUGAUACCAAGAAUUAAAAAUGCAUGUUUACAAACCUCAUCUCUUGCUGUGCGUGUAAAUUCCUUAGUCUGUUUGGGAAAAAUUUUGGAAUACUUGGAUAAGUGGUUUGUUCUUGAUGAUAUUCUGCCUUUCUUGCAACAAAUUCCUUCCAAGGAACCUGCAGUCCUUAUGGGAAUCUUAGGUAUUUACAAAUGUACAUUCAGUCACAAGAAGCUGGGAAUUACAAAAGAACAACUUGCAGGAAAGGUGCUUCCGCAUCUGAUUCCUCUUAGCAUUGAGAACAAUCUUAAUCUAAAUCAGUUUAAUUCCUUUAUUUCAGUCAUAAAAGAGAUGUUAAGUAAAUUGGAAGCUGAACAUAAGACCAAACUUGAACAAAUCCAUGUUAUGCAGGAACAACAAAAAUCUUUGGAUAUAACUAAUCAAAUGAAGCCACUUGAAGAAUCAAAAGUCAGUAGUACAGGCAAUCAAGUGGACAAAACUUUUACCAAUCUAGGAAUGUGUAUCUUAACUAGUGGACCUGAUUGUAAAGAGAAUGGACUGAUGACAAAUCAAAGAAAAGGGUCACUUACACUUGAAGAAAAGCAGAAGUUAGCAAAGGAACAGGAGCAAGCACAAAAACUGAAAAACCAACAGCCGCUUAAACCCCAGCCUCAUGCAAUUAUUGCUCCAGUGAAACAGACAAAGGAUUUGACUGAUACUCUGAGAGAUAACAUAGCAUCAUUGACUACUCAACCCAUCAGCAAGCCUAAAGUUCCUUCUUCAAGUAGUUUUUCUUCAGUGGGUAUUGGAAUGGCAUUUUCAUCAUCUGUUGAAAACACUAAGAGAAAUGGACUAAAUGCUAAUAUGGGGUUUCAGCCUUCUGGAUUUGGCAUGGGGAUUGGUACCACAAGCCAGAAUUUCUUUAGUAAUGCUGGUGUCACUGGAAUGGCCAACAUGAAUAUGUUGCCAACAGCAAACAUGCCACCUUAUAGCCCCAUGAACACUACAUCACCAGUUGUGCAGCAAAGCAGGCCACCUGAUAUGUCUGCUUUAGAUAGUCUAUUUGGGCCUCAAAAACCCAAAGUUAGUAUGAAUCAGUUGUCACAACAGAAAACAAACCAAUGGCUUAAUCAAUUUGCACCUCCUCAGGGUACCAACAGUUCUCCUUUGGGAACACAGAUGAAUGUAAUGGGACAGCCUGGCUUUGGCUUACAGGGAAAUCCUUUCUUUAAUCCUCAGAACUUCACACAGCCAACCAACAGCAUGAUAAACAGCAGCUCAGCUAGCAAGGACUUAAACGACCUCUUUGGAUAAUAGUUGUAAUUGUGAGCAAGAUGAUUAACAUUGUUUUAUGUUUGAUAAAAAGCUGAUUUGAGUAAAUUUGAUAUAACAAAAUGAACAUGAGAAAAAGUGUUUUCACAGGGACUGAGUAAUAUAUUUCAUUUGUCUAUUUAAUUUUCUUAGGUAAUUACAAGCCUCUGCCCCUAAUUUCAUUGUUUUAAGGUCAGGUUGUAUCAAUCUGAGCACCCAGAGUUAUGAUUAAUAAAUAAAUAAAGACUGGACAUCUACCAAUUUCAGGCAUUUAUGUUCUGGCUAUUCUUGAUAACUUCUACUGAUAAAGAUAGUUUGAUAAUUUACUACCAGUUGUAACCUGGGCUCUUCCAAAUGCACAAGACCUGAAAUAUAUGCACUAAGUGAGAUAGACUAGGUGGUAAUGUGGGGUUUCAGCCUUCUGGAUUUGGCAUGGGAAUUGUUACACUGGUUUCACUGAAAUGGCCAACAUGUGUAGCCAACAGCAAACAUGCCAUCCAAUAACCCUAUAAAUACUAUAUCACCUGUUGUACAGCAGAGCAGGCCACUAUUUAUGUCUGUUUUAGAUAUCCUGGUUACUGUAUAUUUCUACAAAUACAUAUAAGCAAAUGAUUUAUCAGCAGUUACAAUCUAGGGCCCAACAAAUGCCCCUGAAGUGUGUGCUAAACCUGUGCUCUUGAGUUUUGCUGUCUGAAUUUGAUAUGAUACCAAGUUAGCAAUACUUGCUGAUAUAGGAUAGCUUGUGGUUGAAUGUAUAUAUUAAUAUGGAAUUUUCUGGGAAAAUAUGAGACCUAAGAUUGGUGGACAAACACACAAUUUUUUACCCUUAAGCAUUCUUCCCCAACAGAUAAUGUUUUGAAAGUACUUGGUAUUUGUAAAAUAGAGGUCUUUCACACUGAAAAAUAUUGCAAACCAGAAAUGCUCUGAUUUACCUCUUAAUACCUAAAUGUCUGCCCAACAAAAGCAGUUACAUUUUUGGCAUAAACUUUUAAAAUGUUAUCUAAAAAGGUUAUGCAAUUUUAACAUGCUUAUUUUGACAUCCAACCAUUAAAAUAAUACAGUUGUAGAUUGCUGAACAGAAUAGAAGUCAAUUCAGCAGCAAAGCUGGUAACUUCCUGAUUACUUCCAGUGCAGUGGUUUGAUAUCUUCAGAUAAAUACUUGUUAUGGAUUCAGAUUUGAUUGCCGUUGGCAGAAGCCAUUGUAUUUCUUCAGAUUAAGUAGAUGAUCUCAAAUAAGACAAUGUUAUUGACUGAACUUUUUUUUUCCGUUGAGGCCAUGUCAGAAUAUAUGAAAGAAUAAACUUCAAACAUCAGUUCAGAGAAAACAGUCAUCUUUCAUUUCAUCUGAAUAUUGUUCCAAAUGUAAAAGAUUUCUUUAAAUAAGAACCAGCAGUAAAUUCUGCUUUGUGGGGGUAAAAGUGCUUUUUUCCCCUCUAUUCUUUCAGCUGUUUCUAUUAGUAUGUAAUUAUUUCUUUCCUAGAACAUUGGUGAUCUUUCUUACACAAUUAUUUGGAAUGUAACUAGUUAUAUUGAAAAGAUGUGUAACCUUUUUUAAUGGAAAGAAAGCUAACACAUUUAUUUUCAGUAUCUUUCACUGAUUAAACUGUUUCCAUUUGCUGCCUAAGAAACCAAAGGUCCUUAUGCUGUAAAUGUGAGUUGUAUUUUCUUAAAUUAUAUUUUCAGUUAUAAGCAGUUACAAUGUUAAAUAUAUCUUAAGAAUUUGUUUUAUGUCUUCUGUCUUAGUACUUUUAUUUUGUAUCUUUGGACCAGUGAUAAAAUUAUUUAUAACAAAAAAUCACUUGUGCUAUUUAUGUACUGUCAAUAUUUUGCUGAAGGAUGUUUAAUUAGCCACAUGUGUAAAAUUAUGAAUGCUAAAUAUGCUGUAUAUGCAGUUCUUUGUACAAUUCCAGGCUUCUUUAAAUUUCUUAUUUAUGACUUAGAACAAUUUCCCAAAUAUUAAACAAUUUUUAAAAAGAUAAAACAAAUGCAUUGAAGAUAUAAGUUUCCUGUAAUAUGUGAAAAACAAACUUCUACAAAAAAAUAUGAAUGAUGAUUUGUUUAUUAUAAACCUUGAUUUCUUCAUUUGGGGAUUACUUUGAAGUAAAAUAACCAGUAUAUCUUUACAGUGUUGUUGUUUGUGAAUGGUUCAGCUUUUAUAAUGUAAUUUGAAUUUCUUAAGAUAGCUAUAGAAAGUGUUUCCUUUAGAUUCACCCUACUAAUAAAAACUUGUAUUCCAAUGUUAUAUCAUUGGGGCUUGCAGAGCUUUGAUAGUAAGUAAUGACAUGAGUGUUUUACUGUUCUUUUGUACAGUGAAAAUUUCAUUUGCUGUAAGGCUAUACAUGGAAGUUAAUCUGUAAUAGGGAGGAAGCCUUCAUACCUCAUCAGUAUAAAACCUCUUGAAGCAUUUUUGUACAUGGCCAAUAUCACAGUAACUGUAUGUUGUAACAACAUACCUAGUUUUCAUAAGAUAUCAAAAAAAGAAAUAGGUAUAUGAACAGGUCACUAACUACUAUAACUCUCUAAUAAAGAUUAUUUUUUUCCAGAUUAGUAACAACCUUGAUUACAAAGAAAACAGUUCACUAAUUUCCUGGCAGAAAUAUUUGUUCAGUCUCUUCACCUUCCAUGAGGUGUAUAUUUAAAACUAGUUUAGACACACUGAGCCUGGAUUCAUUAGGGGGCUUAUUUAAAGAUAUUUUGGCCUGUGAGUGCAUGUAAUUGCCUUUACAGCAGAUUACUUUUUUCUUUUACAGUGAGCCAGACAAAUGAACUGCUACCAUCUUAAGAGGGUACUUGGAUAAUGUCAGUGAUACUAUGUUGUCAACUUUUCAUUAUUAUUCACACAAGCAUGGAAUUUAAGAAGACAUUUAAAGUGGAGAAGCAUUUUCUCUUCAGGAUAUACUUCAUGAAUUGUCCUUUUUUUAAGGAAUUCAUUAAUCAGAAUAAGCUAUAACUCUUUUUGUUCCAUCUCAGCUUCAUUGGUAUACAAAAAAUCCAUACUUUUAAAAAUGGAUUCAGAAGUUUACAAGGUUGAUGAAAAUAUUUUUAAAUAACACCAACUUUUUAACUCUGACCUCAUUAAGUAGGAUCAAGUUCUAUCUACUGGCAUGAGCUAGUAGUAAUUUUAUUUAUGAAUAAAAUAGACCACUGAGCCACAAUCAUAAGAAAGAGCUUGAGGAUAGAGGUUUGUCCAGGUGAAAUGUACAUGGAAGGAAAGAAAUUGUUGCCUUUUCUCUGCAAAAGAAGAGGACCAGUCGUGCCUAUCUGAUGGAUGCAGACCUCACUCAGAAAAGAGUGUAGCAAAAUUCAAGAAAGUAGCACAGUUAUACUAAAUAUUUAAGUAAAAAUUUCCAGUCAUUCUCAUGUUUUUCUAAACUUAAAAUUAUAAGAUGCAAAAUGUUUUUCCUUCUGUAGAAGUUCUGCAGUUUAUGUUUUAAACACAGAAAAGUGUAACUAUGGAUGUGCUGAGUCUUGGAUAAGCAAGCAUCUUUUAAAUUACAUCCAAUAUUUCAGUCUGACUAUAGUGAAAUAAAUCUGGCAAGUAACCUUAUCAUAAAUACAUUAAUGAAUGCUACUGUUAUUUGACUUGUGUACAGUGGUGUAUGACAACAGGCUUAUAGUUUUCCAUAGGUAUGGUUCAUAUAAAAAUUACUACUGUUUGUACCUGUUCAUGUUAUGGCUACAUCAGUCUAAUGUAACCAACAUAAGGCAGAUAUAAUAUUUUAAAUAAAAUAAUUGUUAUCUAUUCUAAUGACAUGAUACUAUCAAUUUGACUUUUGUGGAUAUUUUCUAUAUAUUGAUGAGCUUGUGCAGUGCAAGAUUUUAAAAAUCAGUCUUCAAAACACAUUUAGCAAUCUUAUAAAUGAUUACAGGAUUAAGCUUUUGUUUGUGUAAUAUAUACUGAUUCUUGCACUGUGUGAUUCAUUAUCCUGAACUCAAAAGCAUUAUAUACAUUUAAAUGGAUAGGAAUUAUCAGACUAGGAUUACUCCUAAACUUUUUUGGAUUUCAAUCAACUUCUUUAAAAUAUCCAAGUUGCUUAUAUGUCUUUAAAAAUUACUUUUUUGAUGUUUUGAAAUUCUAUGUGUGCAUAUAUGUCUCAAGUUUGGAGAUGGAGAUACACACACACACACACACACACACACACACACAAACUCAGGCCUGAUUGAAAAUAUUUGAUGUUUUA